This is a messenger RNA of Tachyglossus aculeatus (Australian echidna), 2725 nucleotides long. It is a transcript of the gene QKI, whose product is annotated as QKI, KH domain containing RNA binding. Gene Ontology annotation, biological process: regulation of mRNA splicing, via spliceosome. The record is from RefSeq and is a predicted model, not a curated record. Bases 37 to 1056 code for a protein of 339 amino acids. Lineage: Eukaryota; Metazoa; Chordata; Mammalia; Monotremata; Tachyglossidae. Gene Ontology annotation, cellular component: nucleus. Gene Ontology annotation, molecular function: mRNA binding. The transcript is spliced from 8 exons.
GCGGCGCCGGGCGGUGCGAGCCGCGGGGCUUGGACCAUGGUCGGGGAAAUGGAAGCGAAGGAGAAGCCCAAGCCCACCCCCGAUUACCUGAUGCAGCUGAUGAACGACAAGAAGCUGAUGAGCAGCCUGCCCAACUUCUGCGGGAUCUUCAACCACCUCGAGCGCCUGCUCGACGAAGAAAUUAGCAGAGUACGGAAAGAUAUGUAUAAUGAUACAUUAAAUGGCAGUACAGAGAAGAGGAGUGCGGAACUACCAGAUGCGGUGGGACCUAUUGUACAGUUACAAGAGAAACUAUAUGUGCCUGUAAAAGAAUAUCCGGAUUUUAAUUUUGUGGGACGAAUCCUUGGACCCAGAGGACUAACGGCGAAACAACUUGAAGCAGAAACAGGAUGUAAAAUAAUGGUCCGAGGGAAAGGAUCAAUGAGAGAUAAAAAGAAGGAAGAGCAGAACAGAGGCAAGCCCAAUUGGGAGCACCUGAAUGAAGAUUUACAUGUACUAAUCACUGUGGAAGAUGCUCAGAACAGAGCGGAAAUAAAACUGAAGAGAGCUGUUGAGGAAGUCAAAAAACUCUUGGUACCUGCAGCAGAGGGGGAAGACAGCCUUAAGAAGAUGCAGCUGAUGGAACUUGCAAUUCUCAAUGGCACCUACAGAGAUGCCAACAUCAAAUCACCCCUUGCCUUUUCUCUUGCAGCCACAGCCCAGGCGCCGAGGAUCAUUACUGGGCCCGCGCCUGUCCUUCCACCAGCUGCCCUGCGUACCCCUACGCCAGCUGGCCCUACCAUAAUGCCUUUGAUCCGACAAAUACAGACCGCUGUCAUGCCAAACGGAACUCCUCACCCCACUGCUGCAAUAGUUCCUCCGGGACCCGAAGCUGGUUUAAUUUACACACCCUACGAGUACCCCUACACACUGGCACCAGCUACUUCGAUCCUUGAGUACCCUAUUGAGCCCAGUGGUGUAUUAGGUGCGGUGGCUACUAAAGUUCGAAGGCACGAUAUGCGAGUCCAUCCUUACCAAAGGAUUGUGACCGCAGACCGAGCCGCCACCGGCAACUAACCUAUGACCUUCUGACCUCUGAACUCUUCACCCAAUGAUGACCUGACCAUGCCUGCCUGCUGAUCAGUUAACUGGUAAUCGCCUUUGCUUGCCUGUCGUCAGUGCAGCGAGCUGAGGCACUUGUCCGUUCGUCUUACCAUCUAACAAAACGAAAGACAAAGAAAUUGUUGUCCUCCGACUCGGCUUUUAUUUCAUUUUUUUUUCCCUCCUGUUUGGGUGAAAGUGGUUCUAGAACCUGCACUGAAGAGUAGUAAAGCAAUAAGGCCCAAUUCAUCCCUCAGCACUGAUCAUCCUUUAGCGACCCACCCUAAGCGAACGGUAAGAAGGCCUCAUUUUUAAGAAACGGAGACAGAUGGCCCUUAACUACCCUAUGACAGAGGCAGUUACUGUGAGAGACUUCUAGGAAUCUUUUUCUUCUCAUAGUGAAGUCAAAGCUCUCCCCUCCCGUCCCUUCUUCCCCCGCCCUCUCCUCUCUCUCUCUUUCUUUCUCUCUUUCUGAAUGUACUGUGUGAUGAUGCAUCAUGCAUGCACCUUUGGUCAGGGAUGUCAUUGGGGAAGUGAUUUCCAAAAGUAUUCAAAAUUUGACAUGCUGUUUAGUCACUACAGUGCCCUCAGAGGGCAGAGGUUGCAGCCUUUUUUAUAUAGCCUGCCAAAUUUGAUGCGUUAAACCGAAAAGCGUGCCAUGAGGGGGAAAACUAAGAGGAAUUUUCAAACAGAUGCAAAGAACAAAACUGCAACACUAUUUUUUCAAAACACCUGAGGUAAAAUGACCGAACAUGUAUUUUACAGCUCCUUUAAAAGAUUCUACGAGAACAAGGUACAUGCAUUAUGUGUCACAUUUCUGGGCAAACUGUUCAAAUAUUUUUUUGAAAACCUCCCUGUAUAGAGAACAAAAUCAUUAAGGAUGUAAAAGCCAUGCUUGCCUAUUUGCUGUAUACAUGUAAUGAAAUUGUAGAUAAAGUGUAGUGCAUUGAAACAAAUGAACAAAAAAGUAGAUACUUUUACUCUACAAGGGUGCUGGUGCAGAAAAAAAAAUAUAUUUUUGGAAAUGUAGCAUUUUAUACUUUCAAGUGUUAUAAAAAAAGAAGAAAAAAGAACAAAGAAACCCUUUAUUUCAUUAAAUGAUUUUUUCUGGUGGUUGUCAAGAAACAAAAGACCAAAAGAGCCUUUUUUGUCUUUAUUUUUGAUUUUUUAAGUAUUGGAAUACGUCUAAAGAAAAGAAAGUGCCUUAUUUUCCUCCAUGGUCAUUUAGUCAAGUGUCUCGUCCAAUCAGCUCCUCCCUCAGAUAACAAGGAAAAGCAUGCCACUCAGUCACCCAGUUUGAGAAAAGAAGCUGGGAGGGAAAACCAGUGAGUUGAUGAUAUAAGAUUGCCUAAUUUUUGCCAUGCCAACUUCUCGAACUCUGCCAAAUCCACUAACUGUAAAGAAAAAAAAAAUGAGGGCACUUUUCUAUCACACACCAACCAGUUCACUUUCAGCCCUGUCAACCACCUGGGUUAAGCACAGCAUCCGUGGCUGUGGUAUACACUCUUAAGAACUCAAGGGGCCAGGCGCUCAACUUGGUUCACAGGUUGGCUUGGCUUCCUUUUAGGGGCAGGGAAAAAAAAACUGACUUUCCACAAAAUCAAGCUUUGUGGAUGCUGGAAUUGAACAGGCUUGAUUGCCCCCC